CCGAAACCCGGAAAGAGAUAGCGGCGAGUCCAACUGACAAGGGACCAACGACGGUCGUCCGACCUCAACGAACAAAAGAAGAGUCAACACGUGGAAAGUCGAUUGAUAGACCGUUCCGUCGAAAACCACCUCAACUCGCUAGUAGCAAGAUACCGACCAACGACGACCACUUCCUAGGCACUUUAGUUUACCGGGACUAAACACCGGACAUCCGAGGCCUCGAGACAAAAUCGGAGCCAUUCAACCACUCAUGCUCACCCAACCAACAAAUCACUAGCAAGAAAAGAUGGAAGACCUGUGGAAGCCAUUACUCGACAACACUACACUAGCAGCGCUUCUACAGAGGCUGAACGAUAUCACCCCCUCACAAUGGUGCCAAGCCUACUACCUCUUUGCCGCGGGCGCGGUGGUGGCCGUAGCAGCCAUGCCCAAUGAAGUGAGCAGGAGGCUGGUUGAUUAUGGGGCGAGGAAAGUUCAGUCCGUAAAGGUGUCUCGGUCUGGGUCUAGAUCUUCUGAGGGGAAAGAGGAGAACGACACCGGCAGGGGCACGGGAAGUGAAGCCGAAGUCAAAGCCAAAGCCAACCGUGUGGAGCGUGGCGGCGACAAGAACUGGUUGCUCUCCUUAACCGACACCCUCACCUCCUACGGCCAAGUUCCGCACUCCUGGUUCAUCACGUUUUACGUGGCAUCUAUGGCAUGCUCGCUGUUAUGGUUUUGGCAGUUUGCUGUUGAUGGGAGGGUGUUGAGGGUGGUUACUUGCAGUCAAGCCUCGCCUACGGCGAAGGGGGGAGAUGAAAGAGGAGGAGUGUCGGCGUCUUCAGUUACUCUCGGUCAAGUCGGCCUGGCCUGGACGAUGAUGUUCCUCCAGGGAAGCAGACGGCUGUAUGAAGACUCGUUGGUGCACGGAAAGUCCAAAUCUACCAUGUGGAUCGUGCAUUGGGUUUUGGGGCUCAGUUAUUAUCUGUUUACCAGCGUGGCUGUUUGGGUUGAGGGAUCUGGGGCCAUACUGGAGUACCAAUCCACAGGAGCAAUCGAUUAUACCAUGCCAUCUUUCAAGUCGUUGGUUGGAACCUUCAUGUUCCUCUACGCUUCAGUCAACCAGUACAGAUGUCACAGGCACCUCGCCGGGUUGAAGAAGUACUCCCUUCCUGAUCUGGGCCUGUUCCGCUACCUGAUCUGUCCUCACUACUUCUGCGAAUGUCUGGUCUACCUUUCACUCGCGAUCGUUGCCGCUCCCCAGGGAGAGCUGCUUAACAAGACGCUCUUGUGCGCUUUGGUGUUUGUCGUGGUCAACCUCGGGGUGACGGCAGCGGGUACGCGGAAGUGGUACGCCGAGAAGUUUGGGAGCAAGGCGGUAGAAACAAAAUGGGACAUGAUACCCUUCAUUUUGUGAUUCUUCUCCUCUGCUUCUUCGUUUGUCUGUUCGAACUCACGGACGACGGUUAAACAUAGGACCCAGCUUGCUCCCCAGCUUGGAGACUUUCAGAACAUCGCGAUACGUGAGGCUGACCCGGACUCCCCUCUGGUUUUCCCCGUUUUGGUACAGCGACGGCUCGCGGAGAAGACUCCAGUUUGCAAUGGUCCGCUCCGACAUGUUCACGUCGGCCGAAAGAGGGUCAAUGCCAUGAAGGUAUUCAGUGUACAGGUCCGCGGUGGUAAUUAACAAGCUGCGCGGCUCUUGGAGAAUUCUCCACACGGGCUCCGAAUCAAGGGCCCCGUCUUCUUUGGCCUUGUAGAGGUUGAGGCACAGACUCGAUCCAAGGCUCACUGUGCAAACCACGGGGUGGUAUGCCGCUCCGUCCUUGUGCGGCAUAAUGCCCGUGUUAGGAGGGUAUUCGUUAAUAAGGACGUGGUUAGGCCGGCCGUGGGGGCUAUCCGCGAAGAUGUGCUGCUGCUGCUGCUUCUCUUUCUCAUCGCCACUGCUAUCGGAUGAGGACGGCAAAACUGGGACGGAGAGCAAACGCGAGAUGAUCGGUUCUUCUAGCCAAGCUGGUAAUGGUUGGCCAUCUAAGAGGGUAUUUUUAACCAGAUCCGAAGGCCAUGUUUGAAGUCGGCGAUGGGUCAGUUGACGCCAUCUUGCUUUAGGAGCCCUCUCAACCUUUUUUUGGCCCGUCAUGGUGAUUAGAGAAUGAAAAAGGGAGCCAGGGAACAACAAGCUAGUCAUGAUGAUACCUUUUCAAGAAUCUUCUGUUCCUCCUCUUCACUGAUGAAAUCCGCAAUGUAAUAAGCCGAGGGCGGCAGGCCUGCUAUACGGCUCGCCUCGAGGGAAGGCGGCAGGCUGAACUGGGAGGACGCCAUUGUAUCGUUCGUCGCCCACUAUUUGAUGCUAUUUGGUCGCUCGUUGAUGGUGAUGUUGAGGCUCUAAACAGCGAUCGAUGGGAGAGACGAUCGAUAGAAGGUGGAUAAG
This is a messenger RNA of Neurospora crassa OR74A, 2407 nucleotides long. Its product is annotated as 3-oxo-5-alpha-steroid 4-dehydrogenase. Gene Ontology annotation, biological process: polyprenol catabolic process; dolichol-linked oligosaccharide biosynthetic process. The transcript has 2 exons. NCBI's taxonomy places the organism in Eukaryota, Fungi, Ascomycota, Sordariomycetes, Sordariales, Sordariaceae. Gene Ontology annotation, cellular component: endoplasmic reticulum. The record is from RefSeq and is a predicted model, not a curated record. The coding region runs from base 287 to 1393 and encodes 368 amino acids. Gene Ontology annotation, molecular function: 3-oxo-5-alpha-steroid 4-dehydrogenase activity.